This is a messenger RNA of Mobula hypostoma (lesser devil ray), 2769 nucleotides long. Its product is annotated as metalloreductase STEAP2-like. The record is from RefSeq and is a predicted model, not a curated record. NCBI's taxonomy places the organism in Eukaryota, Metazoa, Chordata, Chondrichthyes, Myliobatiformes, Myliobatidae. Gene Ontology annotation, biological process: copper ion import. Gene Ontology annotation, molecular function: ferric-chelate reductase (NADPH) activity; cupric reductase (NADH) activity. Bases 243 to 1709 code for a protein of 488 amino acids. The transcript is spliced from 6 exons. Gene Ontology annotation, cellular component: endosome; plasma membrane.
UCUUCCCAAGGUUGUUCGUGGUUGUUUAGGGAAGCUCUUUGACAGUGACUGCCGUGGUUAUAGCGGGUAAGUAGAGACGAGAGAGCAGGAGAUGGUACCAGCGAAGAUACGGAGAUAUGUUGCAGUUUGCUAUUAGGACAAUCAUGUUCAAGAACAGACAGAAAUCAACCGACCACCGAUCACAGUUCCAUUAGACAUUCUUAUCAAUUAUCUGAGGAGAUCGGGGAAAAAUAUAACAAGCAAUGGACUCGAUCUCCAUUGUGAGAAAUAGCAAAGAAGCCAGUGAGACCCUCUUGCCAAAUGGCACAAACAGCUUUAAGGAAUCAUCCAAGUCUACCAUAGGGAUUUUGGGAAGUGGAGAUUUUGCCAAGUCAUUGGCAAUCAGAUGUAUACGGUCUGGAUACUCGGUAAUCAUAGGAAGCCGAAAUCCCAAACGUGCUGUCGGGUACUUCCCUCCUCUUGCUGAAAUCAUGCACCAGGAGGAUGCUGUUAUAAGAACAAAUCUCAUAUUUGUUGCCAUACAUCGUGAGCAUUAUGCUUCCUUGUGGGACCUCAAGCACUUGCUAAUAGGCAAAAUCCUUGUGGAUGUGAGUAACAAUGUGCGAAUAAACCAGUACUCAGAAGCCAAUGCAGAAUAUCUUGCUUCGCUGUUCCCAGAUUCCACAGUGGUAAAAGGCUUUAAUGUAAUAUCUGCCUGGGCACUCCAAUUUGGUCCACAAAAUGCUAAUCGGCAGAUAUACAUUUGCAGCAACGUGGUGGAAGCCCGACAACUGAUAAUAGAACUCACUCGGCAGCUGGGUUUUAUUCCUGUUGACAUGGGAACAUUGUCUUCAGCUAAGGAAAUAGAAAAUAUGCCCCUACAUCUCUUCACCCACUGGAGAGGCCCUGUGCUUGUGGCUAUUGGCCUAGCCAUAUUCUUCUACAUAUACUCAUUCAUCCGUGACAUCGUACACCCCUAUGUGAAGAACAAACAAAGCAACUUCUAUAAAAUUCCAAUCGAAAUAGUGAACAAGACUUUGCCUGUUGUUGCUAUUACUCUCCUGUCACUUGUGUACCUGGCUGGAUUGCUAGCAGCUGUUUUUCAGUUGAAUUCUGGAACUAAAUAUCGUCGGUUUCCUGUCUGGCUGGAACAUUGGCUGCAAUGUCGGAAGCAGCUUGGGCUCUUGAGUUUCUUUUUUGCCUCUGUUCAUGCAGUAUACAGCCUUUGCCUUCCAAUGCGACGUUCAGAACGGUAUUUCUACCUCAACAUGGCCUACCAGCAGGUACAUCUCAAUAAUGAAAAUUCCUGGAACGAGGAAGAGGUGUGGAGAAUGGAAAUGUAUAUAUCCUUUGGGAUAAUGAGCCUGGGCUUACUGUCACUCCUAGCAGUGACUUCAAUACCAUCAGUCAGUAAUUCAAUGAACUGGAGGGAAUUCAGCUUUAUUCAUUCUACACUUGGUUUUGUGGCUCUGUUGAUCAGUACUUUUCAUGUCCUGAUUUAUGGAUGGAAACGAGCUUUUGAGGAGCAGUACUACAGGUUUUACACACCACCAACCUUUAUCCUUGCACUAAUUCUACCUUUCAUUGUUAUCCUUGGGAAAAUUACUUUGCUGCUUCCAUGCAUUAAGAGGAGAUUGAGAAAAAUACGCAAGGGCUGGGAAAAAAGUCAAUUCGCAGAUGACUUUUCAACAGCUCUUCAAGCAUCUCCAGAAAGUGUUUCUGUUAUGUGAGAUUUUGUCAAAAAUUGACUUCCACUUAAAGAAUUCAGCAUUAUGAGCGGACAGUUGAGUUAAUUUGAUGUAACUAGGUUAAGCAUUUUAGAAGAUUCAAUUCCUUGUAUUCUUCAUGUUUAAUGAUAAGAAUAUAUAUUGUACAUUCUAGUAAACAAUGUAUGACCGUUUUGUUUCACGUGAAUAUGCCUCAUAAAUUACAAAUUCUACUGCUUCUGUGUUAUUUUAAAGUUAUUUUGAACUAUAUGGUUAAAGUUAUUUUACCAAUUUAAUGUUGAGAUUCUUUAAGAAGAAUCUUUUAAGUGUUCGUGUCUAUAGUAAUGCAAAGAAUGAUGAACUUGUUCUUUAUCUAAUGUUGCCAAGAAUAUUGCUUUACAAUCUAGACUACAGAUACCAAAAUACCCCGACAUAUACAAUAUGUAGAGUAACACACUUAAAGCUUUUAGCAAUAACUUUUAAAAAGGUUGAAGAAAAUAGAUCCUUCUCUUUUAAGAUUCACUAUUGUACUGUGCUGUAUAUAUUUGGAAGUCCUGGCUUUGAGUCCUGAUCUGUACUAACCUUUUUUUAAUUUGGUAAAUUAGGGUGAUAACUUCUCUAAAUAUCAACAUGCUUAAAUUUGAAAUUACUCUGAAAUCUGUGGUAUCAGUCACAUGGGUGAUACACUGAAUAAAUUUUAACAAAAUAUUUGUGCAACCAGCAUUAUAAUUAAGUACCUAGUUUAUUUUUUUCCUUUAAUUAGAUUUUUUUGUUGUUUUCCAAGGAAUAAGAGUGUAUGUCACUGAAAGUAAAGCCUGUGGAAAUAAUUUUACAGUUCAUAUCAAAAACUUAAGCUUAAAUUUUCUAAGGAGUUGUUGUUUACCAUGAAAUAUCACUACACUGUUAAAACUAGCUUAUCCCUAUCUUUUUUAUGGUUAAAUUUUGCAUGUUGUUAACUUGUAUGGUUGUUUCUGUUCAAGUGUAACAAGUUGCAGGCUGUUUUUUUUGAUCGUCUAUCAGUGUUAUAAUUUUACAUUCGUCCUUGACUAACUCGAUGGUCCAAUAGACUAACUACUUAGUUACU